Molecule: messenger RNA, 2806 nt
Organism: Oncorhynchus gorbuscha (pink salmon)
Lineage: Eukaryota; Metazoa; Chordata; Actinopteri; Salmoniformes; Salmonidae
Product: group XIIB secretory phospholipase A2-like protein
Exons: 6
Coding region: 712-2508 (598 amino acids)
Biological process (GO): lipid catabolic process; phospholipid metabolic process; arachidonate secretion
Cellular component (GO): extracellular region
Molecular function (GO): A2-type glycerophospholipase activity; calcium ion binding
Source: RefSeq, a predicted model, not a curated record
CCUCUCUGCCUCGUACACAGCCUCAGUCAGUACUCUGAGUCUAUUGAUCCCAAGUGCCUGUCGUUCUCACACCUUGUCAACAACAGGCACCCUGGUCCUCUCCUGUCGUUCUCACCUCCUUGUCAACAACAGGCACCCUGGUCCUCUCCUGUCCAGCUGUCCCAGACCCCCAGUGGAGUGUGGAAGUCUUUCUCUGCCUACCCCCCUUCUGCUUCGACUCCGUCUGCCUGGAUCCAAACGUGGACGUCUCUCUCUGCCUACCCCCCUUCUGCUUCGACUCCGUCUGCCUGGAUCCAAACGUGGACGUCUCUCUCUGCCUACCCCCCUUCUGCUUUGACUCCGUCUGCCUGGAUCCAAACGUGGACGUCUCUCUCUGCCUACCCCCCUUCUGCUUCGACUCCGUCUGCCUGGAUCCAAACGUGGAUGUCUUCCUCUUAGACAUUUUAAUUUUUUUUUUUUUACCUUUAUUUAACCAGGCAAGUCAGUUAAGAACAAAUUCUUAUUUUCAAUGACAGCCUAGGAACAGUGGGUUAACUGCCUGUUCAGUGGCAGAACGACAGAUUUGUACCUUGUCAGCUCGGGGGUUUGAACUCACAACCUUCCGGUUACUAGUCCAACGCUCUAACCACAAGGCUACGCUGCCGUCUACUGCUGACCUACCCGUCUAGACCCCCCCCCCGCUGUGACUUCCUCUCUGUCUGUCUCGCCACCAUGCUGCUGCGCACCUCAGCCUUCCUUCUGCUCUCUCUCUGCCUCUCCUGGGGGAUGUCUGCUUCUCUGGUCAGGAACAUCACUCCUGAAGAGGAAGUCCCAGAAGCAGAAACCAUGUUCGGGGAAGACACCGUUGCUGCUGCUACCGAGGGUGAUACCGAGGGUGAUACCAUGGGGGUAGAUAGCCUGGUUGUUGAUGAUACGCCUACUGCUGUAGAUAUCAGGGUGGAGGGUGAUACCGUGGGGGUAGAUAGCCUGGUUGUUGAUGAUACGCCUACUGCUGUAGAUAUCAGGGUGGAGGGUGAUACCGUGGGGGUAGAUAGCCUGGUUGUUGAUGAUACGCCUACUGCUGUAGAUAUCAGGGUGGAGGGUGAUACCGUGGGGGUAGAUAGCCUGGUUGUUGAUGAUACGCCUACUGCUGUAGAUAUCAGGGUGGAGGGUGAUACCGUGGGGGUAGAUAGCCUGGUUGUUGAUGAUACGCCUACUGCUGUAGAUAUCAGGGUGGAGGGUGAUACCGUGGGGGUAGAUAGCCUGGUUGUUGAUGAUACGCCUACUGCUGUAGAUAUCAGGGUGGAGGGUGAUACCGUGGGGGUAGAUAGCCUGGUUGUUGAUGAUACGCCUACUGCUGUAGAUAUCAGGGUGGAGGGUGAUACCGUGGGGGUAGAUAGCCUGGUUGUUGAUGAUACGCCUACUGCUGUAGAUAUCAGGGUGGAGGGUGAUACCGUGGGGGUAGAUAGCCUGGUUGUUGAUGAUACGCCUACUGCUGUAGAUAUCAGGGUGGAGGGUGAUACCGUGGGGGUAGAUAGCCUGGUUGUUGAUGAUACGCCUGCAGUGGAGGAACCUGUAGAAGACACCCCGGUGGCCGAAGACCUGGUGGGCGACAAGCCUGUUGCAGAUACCGUUGUAGCUGGGGCAUUUGUAGUCAAGGAAGCAGUUGCGGACUCCCCUUUUGCUGAUGCUCCGCUAGUAAACGCCCCUGUCAUGGCAGAUGAAGUCCCAGACACAGAGGCCCUCAUGGCGGACAUGCCAGUGGUGGAAGACCCUGCUUACAUGGAUCCGGAGACCCUUGUUAAAGAGGCCCUGAUAACAGAAGCCAUGAUUAAAGAGUUGUCUGCCCAGGUGGAGGAGGAAGACUUCGCUAAAGAGACUGAGAUUCAGGACGCCAUCUUGAAAGAUUUGGCUGACCAGGAGGCACUAGAAAAAGCGACAGAGGCCAUUGAAGAGGCAGCAGAGGCAGAGGCAGAAGCUCCAGCAGAGGAUACAGCCAGCCCUGUGGUACCUGUCGUCGAAGCCCAGGAAGAGGACUCUGACUGGGGCUUGGUUUCCAUCAAAGAGAGCCUCCAGGCAGCCAAUGGAUACUUUGACUCCCUGGUGGAAUUGAUGGGGGGACGCAACGGAUUGUGUCAGUACAAAUGCAAAUACGGUAAGACACCUGUGCAUCGCAUUGGUUAUGUGACCCCAGAGCCCAAUGGUUGCAGCUCCGACCUCCUAGGAUUCCAGGUACCAGAUAGUUUUGACAUGGGCAUCCCAGCCAUGACUCAGUGCUGUAACCAGCUGGACAGUUGCUAUGACACCUGCGGCUCCGACAAAAACCGCUGUGACUCCAGGUACCGCUUGUGUCUCCACGCUAUUUGCUCUGACCUGAAGAAGAGCCUGGGGCUUGUGUCAAAGGUCAAAGCCUGUGAGACCAUAGCAGAUACUCUGUACAACACAGUGUGGACGCUGGGCUGCAGAUCCUUCAUGAACAGCCAGAGGGAAGCAUGUCACUGUGAGGGAGAGGAGAGGGACGAGCUGUAGAGGACCAGGCUGGGACACAACACAACACCUCCCAGCCCUAGACCAACCUGGGACACUACACUACCCAGCACUAGACCAACCUGGGACACUACACUACCCAGCACUAGACCAACCUGGGACACUACACUACUCAACACGAGAGACAGCUGGGAGGAGAGGGACGAGCUGUAGAGGACCAGGCUGGGACACUACACAACACCUCCCAGCCCUAGACCAACCUGGGACACUACACUACCCAGCACUAGACCAACCUGGGACACUACACUACCCAGCACUAGACCAACCUGGGACACUACAC